This is a messenger RNA of Panicum hallii, 669 nucleotides long. RefSeq lists its product as uncharacterized. Lineage: Eukaryota; Viridiplantae; Streptophyta; Magnoliopsida; Poales; Poaceae. The transcript has 2 exons. The coding region runs from base 1 to 669 and encodes 222 amino acids. The record is from RefSeq and is a predicted model, not a curated record.
AUGAAGCAGUACGAGGAUCCGCCGGCCGAGAUCUUCCACACCGCGCACCCGGCGCACGGCCUCAAGCUGGUGCCCGCCGGCGCCACGUUCGUCUGCGGCGGCUGCAAGGAGCCCGGCGACGGGGCCCGGUACGCGUGCGGCUGCGGCGGGAGCGUCAGCUUCGACCUCCACCCGCCCUGCGUCCUCGCCGACGAGGACGAGGCGAUGCGGCACGCUCUGUUCCCCGGCCGCGACUUCUUCGUCCCUGCGCCCCCGCCCCCGGUGGACAGGACGAUCUGCGACGCCUGCGGCGAGCCCGCGCGCGGGUACGUCUACCACUGCUUCGAGGCCGACCUGGAGCAAGUUGAAGGGGGUGCAUCUGCCUUCUUUGCCCCUAGUCGUUCGCGGCCGUGCGGCCUGUGCGGUGGCCGCCGCAGCGGCUUCUGGGCGUACCGCUCCUUCUUCGACGGCGAGGCUGUGGACCUGCACGUGACGUGCAUGAAGGACUUGGCUCGCCUGAGCUGUGAGGCGGCGGCGUGCAGCAAGAACUGGGGCGGCGGCGGUCACCAGAUCGUCCAGGCGAGCCUGCCCAACAUGGACCGCACGCUGCAGAGCUUUCCCAGGGAUAAGCGGAAGAGGAGUGGGUUUGACCGGUUCAUCAGGAUUGUUAGAGCAAUUCCAACAGACUAG